UGUUUCCGCAGCCCGGGUGAAGUUUCUUGGUGAAGUAUUCCGCGUACGUGUAAAGCCCUGGCGGGCAUGUAAAGGGUGCCCCUCAAACGGGGGAAGUGUUGUGGCGUGGCUUUCUUCGUGGUGUCGUUGUGCAGUAGUGGGGAGCAAGCAAUUUUGUUUACAUUUGUGCGAAUUUCGUACCGUGGUGUCCCCGAUCCCCGGGGCCAGUGUGUGAUCCGUUUGUGUGUGUGUGUGCGAGUGUCUGGUGAAAUUUCAAGGUUUCGUGAGCGGUUGAGCAGUGGUUGAUUUCGUGCAUGCGUGUGAUCGGAAAGUUACGCAAUUUAAGGCGCCCCGCCGGAAGUUCUAGGGCGAGUGCAGUGGAAUGCCUAUUUGUGUUUCUUCUUUUAUUUUCUGCGUUCAAAUUUGCGUGUGUGCGCGUGUGUGUGUGUGUUUCAGUGCGUUGUUUUUAAUGAGCUUUGUGAGCAAGAACGAAGAAGUGGAAAGGAAAUAGAAUCGCGCGCGCGUUUGUGUUUAAUUUUCACAAUGGAAACGGAAGCGAAUGCCCCCGAGCCAGCGCCAACGGCUGCUAAUGGGGAGGAAACAUCCACCCCGGUGCAGCCACCCGCUCCAGCCAAUGGUGGUGCAGGUGUUGUUGUUGUUGGUGGUGGCUCCGGCAUACAACCGCCGAAGGUGCGAGCGCUGCCGAAACCGUCCGGCAUCAGGCCACCGACGGCCAAUCUGCACGGCGGUUCCACCACAUCGCUGGCCAGCACGAGCUCGCAGCUGACGGCCGCCCCCAGCACAACGUCAUCGUCCGCCGGCGCCGCCGCAACGCGGAUAGGGCGGUUGUGUACGGGGCACACGCCGCCGAAGGCUGGACCACCGCCACCGGAACCCAAACUACCUACUACAUUCGACAGUAAAAUGAGACGACCGAGCGAUUCCGACUAUAACAAAACACAUCUGCCAGAUGUGGACGAAGAAAGCGAAACCGAUCUGGCGUUCGAGCGGCCCAUCUCCGCCAGAUCGUCCCACUCGCCGGACUCUGGGUUCCGGAGCAGUCGCUCCGAUCGUAAGACUUCCAGCGCCUCCACCGGCUCCGACGUGUACUGGGAGGCCACCGGAAGGCGUAGAAGCUCAGAUCAGGGCGCAGUGCUGACGGCGGACACGGACAGCUUCAUCAUCGGCCAGCGCGUCUGGGUCGGCGGCAUCCGCCCGGGCCAGAUUGCGUACAUCGGCGAGACACACUUUGCGCCGGGCGAAUGGGCCGGCGUCGUGCUGGACGAGCCGAACGGCAAGAACGAUGGGUCGGUCGCCGGCAAGCGCUACUUCCAGUGCGAAGCGAAGAAGGGCGUCUUUUCGCGCCUGACGCGCCUAACGCGCGAACCGCUGGCGAAUGCUGGCGGUGGCGGUGGUGACUCGACCGCCUCCACGCCGCUCGAUGCGAGCUUCCGGUCGCUGACGUCACCGGCCCGGUCCGGCACCGUUUCGCCCACGCACAGCGUCCAGAGCUAUGCCAGCAAAUCGCCAGCGAUGGCCGGAAAGGCCGCCUCACUGAACGUCGGCGACCGGGUGAUCGUCUCGUCCGGGUUCGGGUCGCGCCCGGGCAUGCUGAAGUUUAUCGGCGAAACGCAGUUCGCCAGCGGCACCUGGUGCGGCGUCCAGCUGGACGAGGCGAGCGGCAAGAACGACGGCACGGUGGACGGUGUCAGAUACUUCGAGUGUCCGGCCAAGUACGGCAUCUUUGUGCCGAUUGCCAAGGUGACGCUGUCACCGUCGGCCCGCAAAACCUCGGCCCGGCUAUCCCGGGCCAACUCGAAGGAGUCGCUCAACUCGCUGGCCACGAUGAGCUCGAUUGCGACCACGGCCACCUCCCGGCUCCGGAUGAGCGCACAGAGGAAAUCCACGGUCAGCGCUGUGCCGUCGACACCGAAAUCUUCCUUUUCGCUUCAGGAUGUCCUACGGGAGAAACAGAAUCACAUCGAGCAGCUAAUGCAGGAGCGGGAAAUCGAUCGCGAGGAAACAGCCAACCAAUCGAUUAUGUACCAGAAGAACAUCCAACAGCUGAAGGAAAAGGUGACCCUGCUGGAAAAAUCGCUCGCCGACGAGAAGCGCCGCAACGAGGACCUACAGUUCAGCGUGGACGAAGCAACGUUCUGCGGCGAAGAGCUAAACGGAAAAAUUCAAAAUUCAGUACGCGCUCAAACACAAGUGUUCAAAGAAAAAAUAGCCGAUUUGGAGGCUCAGCUGGCUGCUGGCGGAACUGCAGGUAAACCCAACGAGCCAACACAGCCAGGAGUACCACCAGAAGAAAUCAACGCCGUUCGGGCAGAGCUGAACGCCGAAAUCGAUAAGCUAAAGUCGGAAAUACUUGCCAAGGACCAGAAGCUGCAUCUGACCGAAGAGUUGAAGCGUUCGCUCGAGAAUGAAAUCCAGAACCUGCACGAGAAAGUGGCCGAUGCGGAGCGAGCCGCUGCCAGCAAACUCUCCGCACUCACGAUCAGCGAAGAGUGCCUGAAGGAGCAGAUCAACUACCUCGAGCACCGGGUGGACGAGCAGAGCGACCAGCUCACGGUGAAGGAUGCCGAGCUGGAGAAACAGUAUCUAGCGCUCAAGAAUGCCGAAAGCGAACAGGAAGAACGGCUGGCGGCCCUGCAGGAUGAGUUGCGCUCCAAGAAGGAUCUGCUGGCCGAGCGGGACCAACAAGUGCAGCUGCUCGAGCAAACGGUGGAGGAGCUGCGGGCCGAUGUGCGACAGCGCGACCUGAAGACGGUGGAGCUGGAAAGUGACCUUAGGGCGAAGCUACAGGAACAGGGUACCUCCAGCAGCAAGUUGGCGGAGAAGCUGUCCGAGCUGGAGGUGGCACUUGUGGAGGUGAAUGCUUCCAAGACCCACCUCGAGCGGGACCUCACGAACGCAACGCAGACAAUCAAGGUGCUUGAGGAGGACCGCAGUGUGAAGGAAAAGGCGGCCCAGGAAGUGGAAUCGAAGCUAACGGCGAGUGAAGCGGCACUGAAGGCGGAAAUAGCUUCACGACAGGAGCAGGAAUCGUUGGCGCAGAAGCUGCAGCGCGAUCUGCAAUCGCUCGCAACGAGCGGUGAGAGUAGUGCGGCACUGCUGGCCGCAAAGCAGGAUGAACUGUCCAAUCAGGCCAAACAGCUGCAAGAGCUCGAGGCAGAAAAGGUGAAGGUGCAGCAGGAGCUGUCCUCUCUGCAGCAAAAGUUCGAACAAUCACGCACCGAGCACGAGCAGCUGAUAGCGGAGGUACAUGCUCUUGCUGAUGCUGAACGGAACACUAUUGCCGAGCUGCGCAAGCAAUUGCAAACAUCGGAACAGGAAAAUCUUGCCAAAGACAAACAGCUGGAGGAGAACGAGGUGCUCGUGAGUGCGCUUCAGAACGAGCUGAAGGAACUGAACGUCUCCAAGGCCAGCUUAAACCAGGAGCUGACGGCGAUAAAGGCCAGCUUUGCGGACAAGGACGGUACGCUGGCGAACAUCUUGCAGGAGAAGACAGCUUUGGAGAAGCAGCUGGAAGAAAGUAAACAGGAGCUGGCGUCGAAGGUGAAGCAGCUUGAGGAGGAUCUGCGCAAUCGUGAAGAUACGUUGCGCAAAGAGCUUGAGUUGAGUGCGUCAACUGCGCAACAGCAGCUGAGCGCAAAAGAGGAAGAGCUUACGCGGCUAUCGCAGGCAAGAGAAGAGCUUCAGAAGCAACUCGAAGUUGCACAGCAGCAGAUGAAGGAUGUAUCCGAUAAGAUGAAGCAGGCAGAAGACACGAUUGCGACCCAAACGAACGAAUCGCAAUCCCUCAACCAGCAGCUCUCCUCACUUCGCUCCGAGUUGAGUUCCAAGGAUGAGCAGCUCGCUAAGCUCAAUGCUGUUCUCGCCGAAACUGCAGCCCGGGAGGAAGCAGGUGGAAAGAAAUUGGGUGAAGCGGCAGAGCAGUACGGCAAGCUUGAAAUCGAACAUGCCGACCUGCGUCGAAAGAUGGACGCGCUGGAGCAAAAGUCCGCUCAGGUCCAGCAGCAGAAGCUGGACCUCGAGCGGGAGCUCGAUUUGCAACGCUCCAGCACGCUCGACUCCAACUCCGAGCUGGCAAAGCUCACGGACGAGCUGAAGGCAAAACAGCGCGCACUGGACGAGCUGCGCGACAGUUACGAUACGCUGAAGAUUGAAACCGAGCGGCGGGCGGAUGAGAGUGCCCAGGCGAACGCGGCACUACAGGAGCAGGUGGAACGCGUGCGGCAGGAGAUGCAGCAAAUCUCCGACCAGAAGAUCAUCCAGGAGAAUGAGCUCAACACGGAGCUGCGCAAGAUUAAAGAGCUGGCCGAGCAGGAGCAGGACAAUCUGGUACGCACGAUAGCGGAGCUGAAGGUGAGCUUCGAGCAGGAGCGGCAACGCAUCGACAGUGAGCAUGCGGCCGAGCUAGCAAAGAGCGUGUCGGAGCGCGAGCAACAAAUGGCAGCUAUGAAGAGUGAGCUUGAGAGCGCGCUCGGAGAGCUAAAAGCACAGCUCGAGGACGCACGGACUGAGAGUAAAAAGCUACAAGAGCUCAACGAAACUGCUGUUCGUGCUGCAAAGGAGCAGGAAGAGUCGCUUCAAAAGCAGCUACAGCAGAGCCGGGAUGAGUCUAGCACGCUGCAGCAACGGCUGGACGAGCUGCGGCAGUCGAUGGAGCAGGGCAGCCAGGACCUAACCGUGCAGAUCGACCAGAAAGCUCAGCGUAUCGUUGAGCUCGAGCAGGAGCUGGACGAGCAGCGAACUCUGCAGCAGAAACGUUCGGCCGAAGUGGCUGAGAUGGUCGCAAAGCUCGAGGAAAACGGCAAAUCGUAUGCGGAAAUGUUGCAACAGCUUCAGGAUAGCUACACCCAGAUUGAAGCGCUGAAAAAGGCAAAAUCGGAAUCGGAGGAAGCUUGUCAGCAGGUGCAACAGCGGCUGCAAGACCUGAACAGCUCGUACAGCGAGAUGGAGGAGGAGCAGGUCGAUCUCGUGAGUCGCGAGGAGACAUUGCGCAAGGAGCUGGCGCUGCUGCAAGAACAGAUGCAGCAGGCUGCGAGCGAGCAGAAGGAACGGUAUGAUGCGGUUGUAAGCAAAAACGAGGAGCUAUUGAAACAACUCGAGUCUACCUCUUCGGCCAAGGGAGCCACAGAGACUGAGCUCAUUGCGCUCAGACAAGAGCUUGCGACCAAAUCCACCUCUCUGGGUGAGCUGCACGCAAAUGUUGAGGAAUUAAACGCCCAGUUGCAAACGAAGGCCACGCUGGAGCAACAGGUACAAAGUCUGGAGCAAUCGGUUUCUGCCAAAGAUGCGUCUAUACUCGAGCUUUCCGGCAAGGUAGAAGACCUACAAAGGCAAACCACAUCGAGUGAUGCCAAAAUUGUUGAGAAAGAGGAAGAACUUAAGCAGCUCCAGACAGCUAGUGCUUCCAAGGACACACAGCUAAAAGAUCUACAGCAACAGCUAGAAGCGAUGCAGAAAACUCUCACCGACAGUACAGAGCUCAGCAAACGCACCUCCGCAGAAGCAACCGAGCUGCAGGCAGCGCUAGAAAAGUCCCGCACUACCGUAAAAGAGCAGGAAGACCGGCAGAAGGAGCAGCAGCGGCGCAUCGCUGAACUGGAAACCAAGCUCGCCGCACAAGCGACCCAGUUCGAUGAGCUGCUCGAUCGGAAGAAAUCCGCCGAAACGGAGUACUCGCACCGUACGCACGACCUUUCCCAGAAGCUGCUCGAGCUGGAGAGUGCCAAAAAGCAGGAGAUCGACGAGCUGCAGCAACGGCUGGCCGAGCUGAUGCAGCGCGUCGAAACGCAGGUGUCCGAAACGGCCCAAACCGUCAGCAGCAAGCGGGCGGUGGAGAAGCGCCAGCAUGAGCUCGAGUGCGCCAAGAAGGAUCUGGAGCUGCGCGAAACCGAACUGCAACUGGCGAACCGUCGGCUCGAGAAGGACAACGAGCAGCUUCGCUCGCAGCUCGUCCUGAAGGAGAGUGAGCUGACGAAGCUGGCAAAGGCGGCCACUGCCGCAGCAACGGCAGCCGACAAUUCUGGCAGCGUCCCGAACCGGGGGGUUAGGGUCAUGAGCGAGUCCAAGGAAGACGAUUCCGGAGCACAGAUCGAUUUCCUCAACUCGAUCAUCGUCGAUAUGCAGCGAAAGAAUGAGAAGCUAACGCUGCGGAUACAGGCGCUCGAGUCAACCAGUGCGGAUAGUCACAACAUGAGCUUUGAUAUUCAGAAGCGUAAGCCGGCACCGCGCGUGUUCUGUGACAUCUGCGACGAGUUUGAUCUGCACGAAACCGAGGACUGCCCGAAGCAGUGCUCCGACAGUCCGCCGGAAUCGCUGAAGCAUCCCUCGGACGGCAAGGAGCGCAAGGAGCCGCCGCCAAGGAAGUACUGCGAAAGCUGCGAAGUGUUUGGUCAUGAAAUUGGCGAGUGUCCGGACGACGAGACGUACUAAGGCAGGUGCGGCGAGCAACCCGUGCAUCCCGUCGUGCUUAUUUGAUGGAUUUCUUCCUUAUUUGUUUUAGAUUAGACAUAGUUUCUCUCCCCUCUCCCCGUCUAAGAUAAGAAUUUUUGGAAUCAAUUUUACGCACUAGAACUUGUUAUGCAGUUAUUUAUUUCAACACCAAGAGAGGAGGCAGCUUUAAUAUUUAAAAACAAACCGAAUUGCCUAAAAUGUGUGGUUUCUUAUGUUGAACGAUUUCGUAUAGGAGAGCGAACGCGUACGUGUUUUGUGUCUUUGUUCUGCUAUUUUUUAAUUAUUCCCUUAAUUUUCUGAUUGCGUUCGGAUUGAUGAUAAAAACAAACUACCACACACAGACACAUCAACAGUAAAAACAGUAGACAUGAUAGAUAGGAUUAAUUCAAUAUUUAUACUGAAUCCAAUAUAGGUCACACAUUCUUAAACAUUAAAAAGCCUGCCUGUUCGCACACCGA
Molecule: messenger RNA, 6905 nt
Organism: Anopheles coluzzii
Lineage: Eukaryota; Metazoa; Arthropoda; Insecta; Diptera; Culicidae
Gene: CLIP-190
Product: restin homolog
Exons: 16
Coding region: 523-6426 (1967 amino acids)
Biological process (GO): cytoplasmic microtubule organization
Cellular component (GO): nucleus; cytoplasm; microtubule plus-end
Molecular function (GO): microtubule plus-end binding
Source: RefSeq, a predicted model, not a curated record